AUGCUAGUGGAUUCGCAGAUAGUGCUGCCUGUUUCGACGACGAAGCCGCUCACACCGGCGGCUUUUAAAGCCAUACUCAGAGGGCUUCCAUCAAUUCACGCCGACUCGGAUUCCUACACAAGAGGCGAGGUGCUGGGCUUGACGCGAAAGCUUAUUGUCCGUCUGAAAGGUGGAAUCUUGAAGCGUGAUUCUACAAAGGUUCCUGGGAAACAGGUUUCCGACCUGGCCAAAACUGAUGAAGAGACAAAGUCCUUCCUCAGGGCAUAUAUUCACUUCUUGGCAGGAGACCUUUGUGUCACGGCGUCGUACGCGCGUCACAUCACAGCAUUGAAAGCACUGAGGUUAUUGAUCGAGUCUGGGCUUGACUCUCGGACUGACAUCAAACCGGUGAAAUCAGAACUUGAAAACCGCUGGAAAGUUCAUAUGGAUAUUUUCCACCCUGGUUUGCUCCGGCUUCUCCUAGACCUGAUCCUUGAUCCCUUCGACGAGGUGCGAGCAACAUCGUCCUCGAUAGUAAACCAAUGCCCUCAGCAUAUUUUGAUGUGUGGUCUUCUUAACACAGCCAACGAACAACCUGGUGCAAGUGUGAAACUGACGGAUGCUAUUUCUCGUGCUGAGAGUAUUGCCAGCAACACAAGUCGGGCUGACAAUGCCGACACGGUUGCUCGUCUGUAUCAUGUUAUCUUCUGUGCCGCUUCAAGGAGUGGUUCUGCUGGUUCAAGUUGGUGGGCCACUAAAGUGUCAGUUGUUGACACUAUUCUGCAAAGACUGGAAGAUCGACUAUCAUCUCCGAAGGGAAUUUUCACUUCCUCCAUGCGGGAGGCACCACUUCAUGGCUACAUGUCUGGACUGAGAUAUAUCGUUCUGAUGCCCAACUUCCAGGCCUUGGUAUCAGCUGGAAAUGAUUCUCAUGUUUGGAGAUCUCUACACGAUCGAAUUAUUGCUAUAUGCGACAAGAUAUGGCUGGAAGUCAAGCCGGUGUUGUGCAUUGACUCACCCGAAGGCCACACCGAUGAGCCCAUCGAAGAUCUCUCAGUGGGACCCAAGGAUAUCCUUUCAUAUUCCUGGAGAGCACUCCGCGAGUCUAGUAUGUUGCUUCAUGCUACGAUGAUCAAUCAGACAUACGGACCACCAGGGGGUGAUGGACUACAACGAGCGGAUUUUGAGAAAGUGGGCCGCGCAAGCUUCACACAACUCGCUGAGCUUCGUCAUCGGGGUGCCUUCUCGACCGUUUCACAGACGUUCGCCACAUGCUGUGAAAGAUGCAGCAAAUCCGAUAAUCUCUCAAUCCGGGAACUUCCUCGGCUAUGGUACCAGGAAGCUAAAGCAACCAUAUUUGUAUCGGCCUCGAAGCUCACACGCCGCUCUGCUGGUCUGCCAGCACUGGUUACCGGUAUACUGUGCUCUGAUCCAGCAACGACAUUCUUCAAGGAAGCCAUGGAGGAGCUCCACGAUAUCUCUCGUCUUCCUGUGGAGUACGACAAAGACCAGCAGUAUUUGGAGUUGCCUCAAGUUCACGCAAUGAACUGCCUGAAAGACAUCUUCACGAGCACCAAGCUUGGACAAUAUUCUGAACCGUUCAUCAUGUCAGCUCUUACUCUGUCUGCGGAGCGGCUGGGAUCACCAAUGUAA
Messenger RNA from Penicillium lagena, 1632 nucleotides. RefSeq names its product THADA/TRM732 family protein. Gene Ontology annotation, cellular component: cytosol. Gene Ontology annotation, biological process: tRNA methylation. The transcript has 2 exons. The record is from RefSeq and is a predicted model, not a curated record. Lineage: Eukaryota; Fungi; Ascomycota; Eurotiomycetes; Eurotiales; Aspergillaceae. Bases 1 to 1632 code for a protein of 543 amino acids.